CUUUCAUGUUUCUCUAAGAAUCCUCAGAAAACUAAGAGAAAAAAGCAUCAAAACUUACUGUUCUUUCUUUCUCCAUAUGUCAAAGCCAGCAACUGUUCUGCUCGAGUUCGAUUCGCUUCUUCCGGUUCGACGCUCUGAAACUUCUUUGAGAUGUUGGUCAGUCUAUGUUUAAUGCCUUUUCCUCUUCUUUCUAAUGCCUUCAAUUGAGUCUACUCAUCCAUCAGCUCCCCUCUCUAUCCGUGCGGUUUUACGAAGCGUCUAAGCACAGUUCACUCGCGUUGAUCAAUCAAGAGCUUUGCCGCCCCUCCUUAUCCUCAAGGUUACCUCUUUUCUUCUUUAUUUUGGUUCAACACUUCUGCUUCAUUUUCCUGGAUUUUUCCUAUGUACAGAGGCAAACAGGUUAAAACUUCCUCACAGAGCCUGAAAUUACUACUAUGAUAUCCAAAACCAUGCAAGAGUUAUGUGUAGGAGUUCUUGGAAAUGGUUCGUGGGAUAUCAGUAAUGUUAGCAUCUGAGUCCGCUUUGCAAUGUACAUGCGAUCUCAAUCAAUAAGAUAUGCCUCAGGACAAGCUAAGAUCAAGAAUUUACAACUCGUUUCUAACUUGUAAUGAUCCAAAAGGUAUAGUUGAUAAGAACACUGCCAGGAGAAGGAAAGUUGCUUCAUCAAAAAUGGAGAAGCCGAUCAAAAGUCGGACAGCUAGGAAGAAUUUUUACGAAUUUUCGGACUGUAAGUUACAAAGACAGCAAACAACCAUCAAAGAAGUAGGAGAUGAGUUCAGUAGUUCAUCCUCAUCUCAACUCAUGGAAGUGUCGAGAGGAACUCAGAAGCUGAAUCGGACAAUUGAUCGGUGGUCUAACGAGACGAAAUGUGAUGGACAGUCUGACCAAAUUGCAAGAGAUUUAUUUGAAGGAGCUCUUGAUUUGCAGCAGUCCUUGGUUAUUCUAGGGAAACUGCAGGAAGCUUCAAGGUAUAUGACUCAGGAGAAGAAAAAUGAACGGAUAGAAAGAAGAAGAACUGGCCGAAAUGACUUUCAAAAACCCCGGCUUUCGGCUGAUUGUUCUUAUGGAGAUGGAGCUGAGGAACUGAAGAAGAUGAUCCGAGAUCGCCUUGCAAGACAGCUCGUCUUUCCAAAUACAACAAACAAGGCUGAAAGAAUCAGUUUUCCUGAAAGUAGUAUGGAAAACUCAUCUUCAGAUCUUGCAUCCACAAGCUCUAGCCAAUCUUCAAUGGUGUACAACACUGCUCCAAACCCAGCUAAGAACGUUAAUACCAAAAAUUUGAUUGCAAAGCUAAUGGGUCUAGAACCUCAAUCAAAGCAAAUGCAUGAAAAUCUACACAAACAGUUUCUUGAUGAGAAAAUUUCAGAUCGCCAGAGGCCUAAGUUUAGCAUGGAGAUGGCUGAGACAAAGAAACUGAAGUCAAAUCUUGACACCCAGCAAUUCAAAGCUACAGCCAUUCAGGAGAAGAGUUAA
Molecule: messenger RNA, 1473 nt
Organism: Cucurbita moschata (crookneck pumpkin)
Lineage: Eukaryota; Viridiplantae; Streptophyta; Magnoliopsida; Cucurbitales; Cucurbitaceae
Exons: 2
Coding region: 556-1473 (305 amino acids)
Source: RefSeq, a predicted model, not a curated record